Molecule: messenger RNA, 738 nt
Organism: Mytilinidion resinicola
Lineage: Eukaryota; Fungi; Ascomycota; Dothideomycetes; Mytilinidiales; Mytilinidiaceae
Product: cytochrome b5
Exons: 2
Coding region: 111-365 (84 amino acids)
Cellular component (GO): membrane; intracellular membrane-bounded organelle
Molecular function (GO): heme binding
Source: RefSeq, a predicted model, not a curated record
CCCGCCUCCCAAUCCCCCCCCCCCUCUACCCUCCAAAAAAGAACCCGACAAAACAUCCCAAUCCCCGAAACCCCGCCCCGCAAACCCACCCCAAACCUCCAAUACACACAAUGUCCGACACCUUCUCCCCUGCCGACGUAGCCAAGCACGCCGCCGUCGACGACGGCCUCUACAUCAUCAUCGACGACGGCGUGUACAGCAUGGCCAGCUUCGUCGACGAGCACCCGGGCGGCGCCAAAAUCCUGAAGCGCGUGGGCGGCAAGGAUGCGAGUAAGCAGUUUUGGAAGUAUCAUAACGAGAGCGUGCUGAAGAAGUAUGCGCCGAAGUUGAAGAUUGGGACGGUCAAGGAGGGGGCGAAGCUAUAGGUGGGCGGCGGGUGUGGGGAUAUGGGAUUUGCGUGGUUUGGGAUGGAGGAGGAUAGAUGGGGUGAGGAUAGCGGGUGCCAGCGUUUGAGCGUUGGAUUGUCGAGCGUUGGUAGAGCCGGGUGGUGUAUGAUGACAUAUGCUGUAUGGUUAUGCGCGGAAGGGAGCGAUAUAAGGAGAGGUAGAGUUAGAGGGGCUGAGGAUUGUGGUCGACGGUUCGAUUUAGAUUUCAGUACAUAUUCAAGCAUUGUCGCAUUUCCAACUUAGACACGAGCACAUGCUACCGCUUUCACGAACUUAUACCUGCUUCGUCCAACAUGUAGAUUCACGAUGUAAUAAGUACAACAUACGCACCAAUUCAAAGCAAGUAGAGUAA